AUGGGUUUUCAAAGGCCACUUUCACUCAUUUCCCUCUUUGUUACGCUAACCUUCACAUAUCAAGCCACUGCACAGCUAAAAUUCAUAGAUAGUUGUAACAAUUGGAUGGGAAACUACACAGCUAGAAGCACCUACAAGAACAACCUCAAUGCCCUUCUCAUCAAUCUCACUUCCAACACAAACAUUGACUAUGGCUUCUUCAAUUUUUCUUAUGGCAAAAGUCCUGACAUAGUGAAUGCAAUUGGUCUCUGCAGAGGAGAUGUUAGCCCACAAGAGUGCCUUAAUUGUCUCAAUGAUUCAAGAGUUCAGCUCACAAGAAAGUGCCCAAAUCAAAAAGAGGCAAUUGGUUUUGGUCUUGCAUGCAUGCUUCGUUACUCUAGCCAUUCAAUAUUUCACAUUAUGGACCCUCAAAUUGAAUACUAUGAGUGGACUGGAAUCAAUGCAACAAAGGUUGAGCAGUUCAAUGGGGUACUCAUGAAUUUGCUGAAUGGUCUAAGAAGCAAAGCUGCAUCUGGUGACUCCCUUCACAAGUUUGCUGCAGGAAAUGUCACAGGACCAAGUUUUCAAAAUAUAUAUGCUCUUGUGCAGUGCACACCUGAUCUGGUUGAGCAAGAUUGUAAUGAUUGUUUGUUUGGGGCAUUCUCAGAAAUCACAAAAUGUUGCAGUGGCAAUAGAGCGGUAAGAAUUGGAAGGCGUAGUUGUAAUGUUAGAUUUGACACCAAUCGCUUCUAUGGACCUAUAAAUGACACAACACCUUCUCCUCAUGUGCAACCUAACUAUAACACACCAACUAAAGGACACAGCUACACAUUAAGGACUGUCAUCAUCAUAGUUGUUGCAGCUGCUUCCCUUGUCACACUAUUCGUCUUUAUUUGUAUAUAUUUUGCAUUAAAGGGUCCAAGGAAAUAUAGUGAAGGUGAAACAGAAGCAAAUGUUGAAAUUAAAAUUGAGGAGCCACUGCAAUUUGAUUUUGACACCAUAGAAGUAGCUACAGAUAGCUUCUCUGAUGCAAAUAAGCUUGGUGAAGGCGGAUUUGGACCUGUUUACAAGGGUAUGCUCUUCAAUGGACAAGAGAUUGCUGUCAAAAGGUUAUCAAAAGCUUCUAAUCAAGGAGAUAUUCAGUUUAAGAAUGAAGUCAUGUUGGUAGCCAGGCUUCAACACCGAAAUCUUGUUAAGCUACUUGGUUUUUGCUUGGAGAAAAGUGAGAGACUACUUGUUUAUGAGUUUCUUCCCAAUAAAAGCCUCAAUUACUUCAUAUUUGAUCCAACCAACCACAAACUCUUGAAUUGGGAAAGGCGCUACAAAAUUAUAGAAGGCAUUGCUCGAGGUCUUCUUUACCUUCAUGAGGAUUCUCGACUGCGAAUUGUUCAUCGUGAUCUCAAGUUAAGCAAUAUUCUCCUAGAUCAAGAGAUGAAUUCAAAGAUAUCUGAUUUUGGCACAGCAAGAUUGUUAUGUGAGGAUCAAACUCAAAGUGAUACAAGUCAAAUUGUGGGAACCUAUGGAUAUAUGGCACCAGAGUAUGUGAAUUAUGGACAUUUCUCUAUGAAGUCUGAUAUCUUUAGUUUUGGUGUGAUGGUUUUAGAGAUUGUAAGUGGCAGGAAAAAUGUGCUAAGCUUUGCAUGGAAAAAUUGGAGGGCAGAUACAAUUACUAAGAUUAUUGAUCCCUCAAUAAAUGAUGUUUCAAGAGAUGAAAUAAUGAGAUGCAUCCACAUUGGAUUACUAUGUGUUCAGGAAGAUGUGGCUGACAGACCCACAAUGGCUUCAAUUGUACUUAUGCUCAACAGCUAUUCUACCACUCUUCCAGUACCUUUGCUCCCCACAUUUUAUAUUAGUGGAACAAGUUUAUCAGAUAAAGAUUCAAGUGAGAAUAAUUCAGGGUCAACAACAACUGGUGAAUCCAGAAGUAACAUCAACCAAGUGUCAGCAAAUGAAGCUUCCAUUACUGAGCUAUCACCUCGCUAA
Abrus precatorius (Indian licorice) is the source of this 1962-nucleotide messenger RNA. Its product is annotated as putative receptor-like protein kinase At4g00960. The transcript is spliced from 8 exons. Gene Ontology annotation, biological process: protein phosphorylation. Gene Ontology annotation, molecular function: ATP binding; protein kinase activity. Bases 1 to 1962 code for a protein of 653 amino acids. NCBI's taxonomy places the organism in Eukaryota, Viridiplantae, Streptophyta, Magnoliopsida, Fabales, Fabaceae. The record is from RefSeq and is a predicted model, not a curated record.